AUGGUCAGACUCAAGGUCAAAGCGCACGUCCUUGCCGAAAGCGAGUAUGCGAAAUCGUCAACCUCGACUCAAGCCGUCGGUCGCAAGUUCAUCGUGAUCGUCAGUAACCCGGAGGCAUGGCAUGUAGGUACACUGGCUCAGGAAGUGUCGCGGACUUACAAGCGCAUGUACAAGCAACAACUGGGUCAGGUUAAGAGUAUAAAAGACCGAGAAGACUGCGACCUCGAUCCCGAGCAGCUGGUCUCCGAUGUGCUGUUAGACGAAGGCAAGGCUGCCAGUGACGGCUAUGAUCAAGAAGCUGUCUUCAUUGUUGUACACGAACCAGGUCAAACGUUGCGACAUGAUUCAGUCCUCGACUUGUCACUUCCUCACUACCAGAAUCGACCUCGUCCCACUCCACCGAGAUUCACAGAUACGACUUCGACUUUGGGCAAGCGCACCUACAGCAAUGUUGAGGCUUCUGAGCAGUCGUCGGAUAAGCGGUCGAAGCUCCUUGAGAUUCCUGAGACGCAAGAAGAGCCUGUACCUACGAUCGAGCGCUCGCCUGAGCUGAUACGACAGACUGAACGUGAUGAGGAGGAUGACGAUGUCUUUGACGACGCUGCGGAGUCACAGGACAACUUGAAUGCACAUUCUGAGGCGACGUCAUUCAAGAAGUCGCAAUUCCCACGUACACCUUCCGGCAGUCUACUACCAAACGGGGUCAGCUCCUCAACAGCCGACAAGUUCAAGUCGUCCUCACGAAAAGAUUUGUACGCUCCGCCAGAGUCAGAUAUCGAGGAUUCGCAGAUGUCGCCACAUAAGUCCGAUGCGCGAGAAGCACAACUGCCGCUCUCACCUUCACCUGUAAAGCCACGCCAGGAUGGUGGUCUGUCGCUGACUAAUGGUGUGAGUGCUUCGUCGGACGAGAGCGAUGGUAGCGACGGUGAAGAUGCGACGAGUGACGAUGAGACCUCAGAGCCAGCACCGCUCGAUGUUCCCAAAAUCCGAAAGACUCAAUCUGCCUCCGAUGCAUCGGACAAGAGUACCACGAAAGCUGCAGACAACAAGAAGCGAAAACCUGAGCAGUCGACCGACGAUGCUCCCCAGACCAAUGCUGCCGGCAACAAGAAGCAGAAGGUUGCCGCACCUGAGAAGAAGGCCAAGAACAAGCUUGACUUGCCACCUUCAACCUCUGGUCGCACAUCGGGUGUUGUUUCUGAGCUUGAUAGUCCUGGUGAGCAGCUCUCACAGAACCUUUGGGACAAUGCAAAGAGUGGCUCGCUGGCGGAGGGUGUCAAAAAUGCUCUGGUGAAGAAACCAUUGUCUGAAAUGACCAGAAAUCAGCAAAAGAGGAAGGCGAAGAGGGACAAAGCUUCAAGCUCUGCAUCGACCUCGCGUCCGACCUCAAGCGCUGGUGUAGCCAGCGACAGCAACACCGAUCAGGUCCAAAAACCUACCAAGCUCAAGAAUCUUGCAGAGAAGAUACAAGAUGCCAAAGUUGCGGCCAAGGAUGCUGCAUCAAAAGUGGUCGACAAGGUCAAAGCGGAUCCGCCCAAAGACCCAAAGACUCCUGCGACUGUCGUCCGGUCUGCAUACAUUGUGCCGAACGGUAUGACCGAAGAGCAAUACCUCCAGCUACGCGCUAAGCACGAAGCUACACCUCAGCCGCCCAAGUCGACCAAAUCACACAAGAAGAAGGAACCUACACCAGCUGCGCAGGAGUCGAAGGAAACGCCCGCGAUGAAUAUCAAGAAGGAAGCUUCUCCUGAGCUCACAAAGAAAGCGCCCUCAGCUGUCAAGUCAGCCGCCAAGUCUGUUAAGAAGGUCGUUGAGAAGGCUCCCGAAGUGGUCAAAAAGAAGAAGCCGGCACCUAAGAAAGCUUCCGAGACGUCCACCUCGAAGCCAACUUCCAAAGCGAAGGGUUCCGCAGUGGUGAAGAAGUCCAAGGAUGAAGAGAAAAAGACAAUGCCGCCACCAUCUUCCAAGAAUACUGCAAAGAAGCCUGAAUUGAGCAAGAAGAAGUCUUCCGACAGCUCAUCAUCCGUGGUCACCACCCAAAGCUCGUCUAGCAAGAGCAGCAAGAAGACCUCGAGAAGCGAGUCUCCUGCAUCAGGCGUAAAUGCAAUCAAGGCCGAGAAGGUCUCAAAUCCCACGAAGAAAGUUACGCCGGCUGCUGCUGCCACAGCACCCGCAAAGGAGCAGGAGAAACCUCUGACCCAGCUUCAGAAGCUACGCCAGAAGUUGAACUCUGCGAAUGGCAGCCCAGCCAACAGCCCCGCGCCCAAAGCUGUUCCGGCGAAGAAACAGGCUAAGCCUGCAGCGAGCUCCUCGGAUAGCUCGUCCUCAUCCGACGGCGAGAGCAGCUCUUCCUCAGACGGUGACAGCGACGAUGACAAGAAGAAGAAGAAAGCUUCCAAGAAGAAGAAGGGUGGCGGUGUACCAUUGCAACUGGAUCAUACGGUCCGAACUGUCACUCCUGAGCUUGACAGUAGCAGUGACGAUGAAUAA
This is a messenger RNA of Cyphellophora attinorum, 2490 nucleotides long. RefSeq lists its product as uncharacterized. The record is from RefSeq and is a predicted model, not a curated record. NCBI's taxonomy places the organism in Eukaryota, Fungi, Ascomycota, Eurotiomycetes, Chaetothyriales, Cyphellophoraceae. The transcript is spliced from 3 exons. Bases 1 to 2490 code for a protein of 829 amino acids.